AUGGAAUUUGCCAGAUUCCUAAAUCUAUCAGUAGUCUUUGAUGCGUUUUAUACCAUUUAUCUAUAUGUUCAUAUUUCUUUCUUCCAACUCGCUUGCAAGUCUGUCUAUAUUUUAGUUUCUUGGCUAUUCUUAUUCAAUUCAUUUAUCGUCGUUCUUGUAGAUAUUUCUACUCGGCGACGUUUUCCUUUUGAUUUUCUUUAUUUUUCUCCCUUUUUUCUUUUUCUUUUUUUUUUCUUUCUUUCUUUUCUCGGUUUUCCUUUCUUACCAUUUCCUUUUUUUCUUUCUUUCUUUCUUUCUUUCUUUCUUUCUUUCUUUCUAUCCUUUUUCUUUUUAUUAGAUUUAUUUCAUUCCCCUGUUCCUUUCUUUCUUUCUUUCUUUCUUUCUUUCUUUCUUUUUUUCUUUCUUCUCCAUUCUUUCUCUUCUUUCUUUUGUUUUUUCCUUGUUAUUCUCCAUUUUUCUUAUUUUUCUUUUUUCUUUCUUUCCUUUCCCGGUUUUCCUUUCUUCCCAUUUUAUUUGUUUCUUUCUGUCUUUCUUUCUUUCUUUCUUUCUUUCUUUCUUUCUUUCUUUCUUUCUUUCUUUCUUCUCUCCGUUAGUUUUUUUUUCUUUUUCCGCCUCUUCCCCUUUCCUUUCUUUCUUUCUUUCUUUCAUUUUCCCUUCUUUCUUUUGUUUUUUCCUUGUUUUUCUCCCUUUUUCUUAUUUUUCUUUUUUCUUUCUUUCCUUUCCCGGUUUUCCUUUCUUCCCAUUUUAUUUGUUUCUUUCUGUCUUUCUUUCUUUCUUUCUUUCUUUCUUUCUUUCUUUCUUUCUUUCUUCUUCUCUCCGUUAUCUUUGUUUCUUUCUUUCUUCUCUCCGUUAGUUUUUUCUUUUUCCACCUCUUCCCCUUUCCUUUCUUUCUUUCUUUCAUUUUCCCUUCUUUCUUUUGUUUUUUCCUUGUUUUUCUCCUUUUUUUAUUUUUUUUUUUUUUUCUUUCCUUUUCCUUUCCGGUUUUUCCUUUCUUUUCCAUUUUCUUUCUUUCUUUCUUUCUUUCUUUCUUUCUUUCUUUCUUUCUUCUUCUCUCCGUUAACUUUCUUUCUUUCUUCCUUUCUUUCUUUCUUUCUUUCUUUCUUUCGUUCUUUCUUCUCUCCGUUAGUUUUUUUUUUCUUUUUCCGCCUCUUCCCCUUUCCUUCCUUUCUUUCUUUCUUUCAUUUUCCCUUCUUUCUUUUUUUUUUUCCUUGUUCUUCUCCCUUUUUCUUAUUUUUCUUUUUUCUUUCUUUCUUUUCUCGUCUUUCUUUUUUUCUUUCUUUCUUUCUUCUCAAUUCUUUCAUUUUCCUUUCUUUCUUUUGUUUUUCUCCCUUUUUUUUUCUUUUUCUUUUUUCUUUCUUUCCUUUCUCGGUUUUCUUUUCUUUCCAUUUCCUUUCUUUCUUUCUUUCUUUCUUUUUUCUUUCUUUCUUUCUUUCCUCACACUUCUCUUGUUGUUGCAGUGCUUAA
This is a messenger RNA of Acanthosepion pharaonis, 1464 nucleotides long. NCBI's taxonomy places the organism in Eukaryota, Metazoa, Mollusca, Cephalopoda, Sepiida, Sepiidae. The record is from the annotation of a GenBank genome assembly.